AUGUUUUCGUUAUUUUUUGGAUUUGUUCUCCUGCCUCUUCUCAUUUCCUCACCAUGCCUCUCUGCUAGAACAACUCCAAUCUACCAAGAUAGAACCUUACCCGCUAAAAAUUACACCUACAAAUGGCAAAAUUUUGAAAAAUUCCUAGAUGCCAGCAGAGGAAGCCAAGUUAGUGACAUGUCCGAGCUCAAGAAAUAUUUCCAUCAUUUUGGCUAUCUGAAGGUUGAAGAAGAAAUGAACUUCACCGAUUUAUUCGAUGAAAAAUUUGAGCUAGCCGUGAAUAAAUACCAAGCAAAGUUAGGCCUUCCGGUUACAGGUAAGCUAGACUCCAAAACAAUUGAUCAAAUCAUGUCACCUAGGUGUGGCGUAAGAGACGUGCCUAAAAUGUUGCACGCAACGAGGCAUUAUGCAUUUUUCGGAGGCCAGCCGAGGUGGGAUCGGAGCAUACCGAUGACUCUAACUUAUGCAUUUUCUCCUGUGAAUUUGAUCACUUCUUUGAGCCUGCAAGAUAUAAGGGAUGCUUGCAAACGUGCCUUUGGACAUUGGGCAUCAGUUAUUCCCGUGACAUUCGUGGAAACGGAUGAUUACGGUUUUGCAGACAUCAAAAUAGGGUUUUACAGGGGUGAUCACGGAGAUGAGGAGGCUUUUGAUGGAGUGCUUGGGAUUUUGGGUCAUGCAUUUUCACCAGAGAGCGGGAGAUUUCACCUUGAUGCAGCUGAGACAUGGGCUGUGGAUUUUCAAGUGGAGAAGUCGGACGAGGCGAUUGACUUGGAGUCCGUGGCUACGCAUGAAAUUGGGCAUUUGUUAGGGUUGGCACACACUUCAGUUAAGGAAGCUGUUAUGUACCCAAGUUUGAAGCCCAGAGAAAAGAAGAUUGACUUGAAGCUUGAUGAUAUUAGGGGGAUACAAGCUCUUUAUGGUUCGAAUCCUAAUUUCAGUAUUCAGAAUUUGUCAGAAUCCGAUCUAUCCUCAAACUAUGCAGUUGAUUUAAGAAUUGGUUCCUUGUCAACUUGGUGUGUCUUGCUUCUGGGACUGGUGUCAUUCUUGUGUCUUUAACUGGGCACCACUGUUCUCACUACCGUGAUUAGUUAGUUUACACAACCAAAAAACAUUAGGGAAAAAGGAAAAGCCAAAGGGAUAUUGAAAGUUAAUGUAGAACGCCCAUUGAAAAUAUUUGUUUGGAUUGCUUAAUUUGAGGUAGUGAUCAGCUAAUCGAUUAAUAGCUGAUAUGUCAGCUUCAACUUUUUGACAUUUAUGUAUUUUUUUU
This is a messenger RNA of Coffea arabica (coffee), 1267 nucleotides long. Its product is annotated as metalloendoproteinase 4-MMP-like. NCBI's taxonomy places the organism in Eukaryota, Viridiplantae, Streptophyta, Magnoliopsida, Gentianales, Rubiaceae. Gene Ontology annotation, cellular component: extracellular matrix. The record is from RefSeq and is a predicted model, not a curated record. Gene Ontology annotation, biological process: proteolysis; collagen catabolic process; extracellular matrix organization. Gene Ontology annotation, molecular function: zinc ion binding; metalloendopeptidase activity.